CCGUUAAACCCAAUGGCCGUUAAGAUAGACGUUAAUGUGCUAUGUCAUAACAUUUGGCUUGUCUGUGACAGCAAAGGAAACUGGGGUUCCCCCCACUUUUCUUUCUCUACUUCAGUCUGUAACUGACACGACAUCGGAAGCAGCCUAAUGAAUUAAGAAGUCAUUCUUCGAGUUUUCUCGCCGUGAACUUCUUCUUUCUUGACAUUGAAUAUGUCCUCAAAUUUCCUUCUAAACUGAUUUCCUCUCCUCUGUUGAACCCUAUAGCUAAUGACUGAUCUGACAAACUUCCUCCUCCUCUCCACAGACUGAGGUGGUGGUGUGCUCACCAACUGUUACCCGGUGCUUUCUGACUCAAAACAGGAAUCUAACGUUGGCCUUAUGCUCCUCUCAAGCUGGUUUUUGAAACCUUGGUUUAAAUAACGGUUCGACAAGGACGAAAAUAAGUCCACGCGCAGUUGCUUGUGAUACUUUCAGUGAUUGUGGUUGAAUCAUGUCUGAGAUGCAGAGGUAAUAUUUCCUCUCAAAUUAACACCACUGACUGAAUUAUGCAGUGUCGCUGGGUUGAUUUAUUGCGUUUUUCAAUAGUUAGUCCAUUGUGGUUCUCAUGGGGGUUGCAUGUGCCCCUCGCUGCCUUCCUCUGAAUCACAGAAGUCUCGGUACUGCUUAAUGUCAGUUUUAUGACAAACCCUGCUUAUGGGUGAAGUGGUAUUUAAAAAGAGAAUAGCAGGGCUCAGUUUAAAACAGGUGUAAAACUGAAACUAAGAGGCAUAUACGUCGCUCUUUCUGCUCAUGUACAUCUCGCCAUCUCAGCUUGAGACUUACCAACAGAGGUGCACAAAACAGUUUUCCAACUUUUCCCUCUCUUUCUCCUUUCUUUUUUUACCCUCCCUCGGUCUCCCCAAACAACCCCUUCGAGUUUCUUUGCCCCGGUCCCUUUAUACCAAAAUCCACUCGAACACAACUAAAAAUUCAUUUUGUCUGACCUAAAUCAGAGGGUGUCUGCGCCAUGGGCUUAUUACACACUGCGCUUAAACUUGUGUUGUGGAGGAGGAUGGGGUAUUAUUAUCUUCCAGCUACCCACCCUGCUAUAAAAACUAGUGGUGCGACAUCUCCUCAGCGCAGUGCUGCUGCCCUCCCUCCCUUCCUCUCACUCUCUCGCUCGUCCUACAUGAGCUACACACAACAGUGAGCCUGACUCUAAACUCCACACUAGCCACUCAGCUACACAGACAGACCCAAGAAUCACUCUCUGCUCGCUUCUGUUGCGCCGCUUUGCUCCUCUCCAUUGGAUAUUCUACUCCGUUUUGUUUUUGUUUUGUUUUUUUUUUUCCCUUUUUAAUUUUUUUUUUUUUUGUGAAUGGGCAUCAGUGCCCGGUGUGAGGAGCUUGUGAAUGGACUGACUUGCUCGGCUGACUGACUGACAGACGAGCAAAGAGAGCGGCAGCUGUGUUUCAAUUAAAGACAGCGAUGCUGAGAGGUCAAGCGGGGAGCAGCAGAGCCGCGAAGUAGUCUGGACAUACAAAGACACGUGAGGGGAAUCGAGAAACUGAAGACACGUCAGCAGAGACAGAGAGAGGAGAAUGGUUCAUCACAGAGAAGAGGACCUGAUUGGGAUUCCCUUCCCAAACCACAGCAGCGACGUCCUCUGCAGCCUCAACGAGCAGCGUCGCGAUGGGCUGCUCUGUGAUGUCAUCCUCAUCGUGCGCGACCAGGAGUACCGCACCCACCGCUCGGUUCUGGCCGCCUGCAGCCAGUACUUCAAGAAGCUCUUCACUGUGGCGACCGACGGCGGAGAUCACCAUCACGCCGCGGCCGUGUACGAAAUUGACUUUGUAGCUCCGGAGUCUCUCACCGCCAUCCUGGAGUUUGCCUACACGUCCACUCUGACGGUGACGGCGUCCAACGUCAAAGAGAUCCUGAACGCGGCGCAGAUGCUGGAGAUUCCUUGCAUCAUUAACGUUUGCCUGGAGAUCAUGGACAGCGGGGACGGCGGAGGAGGAGGAGGAGGUGGUGGUGGUGGAGGAGGAGGGAGAUUGGAGGAAGGAGAGGAAGAUGAGGAGGAGGAGGAGGAAGAUGAGGAGGAGGAGGAGGAGGAGGAGGACGAAGAGGAGGAUGUGGGCUCCAGGAAAGAUGAGCAAGAGGAAGAGGAGGACAACAUCAGCGAGAGGUCACUGCAGUCGUCAGAGAGCAGGGGGGAGCAGACGCCUCCGGGGACGGAGGAUUCGCCGCCUCCCAGCACCUCCACCUACCAGCAACGGUUUGACCUGCACAGAGAGUCGUCCCAGCCCCGGUCCCCAGACACCAUGAGGGCAAAACAGGAGAGUAUGGAGACUCGGGCUCUGAAGGACUUUUCCAUUGAGUCUCUUCUCCAGGAAGGGCUGUACCCCCGCAUGUCAACACUGGACAGGAGGGCCAACUUCUCUCCUCUCCUGCCAGGCUUCUACCCCUCCAUGUGGGCUGCCGAGUUCCCAGCCUUCCCCCAGCAGCUCCUGGACCCCGGCCACCACCAGCAUCCCCACGCAGGAGCCUCGCCACAAACCAGGCUCCCUCACACCUUCCCCGCUGCCGCGCCGCUUGAGGCCUCCAGGCCUCUCGAUCUCGCUGUGAAAAGACAGAUCAUCAAGGAGGAGAUGAAAGACGAAGUCCCGUCCGGCCUGCUCCAGGGCGACUUCUUGAAGGAGCUGGUCAGCUCAGGCUUGGGCGGCGCCAUCAACGCUGGGUCGGCGCCAUCAGAGAGUCACACACUGGGUCCGAUUAAGGACGAGGCAGACUUCCGGUCGUACCUCAGCUUCCUGAGCUCGGCGUCCCACUUGGGUGCGCUGUUCCCUCCCUGGCAGCUGGAAGAGGAGAGGAAGAUGAAGCCCAAGGCGUCGCAGCAGUGUCCGAUCUGCAACAAGAUCAUCCAAGGAGCUGGGAAACUGCCGCGACACAUGAGGACGCACACGGGGGAGAAACCGUACAUGUGCACUAUCUGCGAAGUGCGAUUCACGAGACAAGACAAACUAAAGAUCCACAUGCGGAAACACACAGGCGAACGUCCCUACAUCUGCCUCCACUGCAACUCCAAGUUUGUCCACAACUACGACCUGAAGAAUCACCUGCGCAUUCACACCGGCGUCCGUCCGUACCAGUGCGAGCACUGCUACAAAAGUUUCACACGGUCCGACCACCUACAUCGACACAUCAAGAGGCAGAGCUGCCGCAUCUCCCGCCCCCGGCGAGGUCGAAAGCCAGCCGCCUGGAGGUCCACACCUACCAGCAACUUCCUGUGCCCCCCCAACGCUGCAACCAACCGCUUCGAAGAGAACGGGUUGAGCCCCGCAUACCAGGGGGUCAAGGGUCACGGACUUGGGGAGCUGCUCGGCCUCAGCAACAGGGGCCUGGGAUUUAAGAGCAUGGACGGCGCGGGCAGGGAGGGCAGGGAGGAACGGCGAGCAGAGGGGAAGCACGCUGCAGAGGAGGAGAAGGGAGGAGCAGGGAGGCAGAGGGGAGUGUUUGCCUUCGCCCUGGCUGGAGAAGAAGUGCUUACCCACUCUCCGUUUUACGGCGCGACCUCUGACCCCUGGACCAUGAGACUAGAGCGCGCCCCGCCCAUUCCCGAACCAGCCAAAUGAACUCUGGUCUGUAGGAGGCGAAAAUAAAAGACAAGAAAAUCUCGUAAAUCUCCGUGUCUGUUCUGAUCCAGGAAGCUAAUGCACCUUUUUUUAUAAAGUGAAACAGUGAUAUCAUGAACAUUUUGAAGCCUGCUGAUGUGGCAGUGGUAAAGCAGACAGUUUUUUUUUUUGUUUUGUUUUGUUUUUGAAAACACAGUCCAGUUAAAUAAUUUAACUAAAUAAUUGCUUCAGCGCUCUGAAUGUUUACAAGUACUUUCACUGCAUUUAAGAAGAUAUAAACUGCUAGUGAGGGAAACAUAUCAGAAUGACAUUCCUUCAAAAUUCUGGAAGAAGUAAAGAGGCAUUUAAAAAAAUCUUCAUAUGAAGAAGAAACUUACAUUAAGACUUGUCAGUUAGUUGGAAUUAGUGACUAUGCUGAAUGUAAGACACACCAUUACAUGUCGAACAACAACAACAAUAAUAAUUUGGAUCUAAUGAAGAUAAUAAUAAUUAAAUCUGAAAGAAAACAAGCUGUAUUUUUUGUUGUGUUUUGUUUAGUAAUUUUUCCAAAAACAAAGGAAACCCACUUGAAAUCCAUGUUUGGAUAUUAGAAAACGUGUUAUCAUCUUUCCACUGCCUUGAUCUAAGCUCCUCGUCUGCACUAUUGUACAUAGACACAAACUUUUGGCCGUGGUGUUGUUAAUUACGGUUCUGUUGCUGAUCAUGUAAAAUACAGACAAUAUAUACAGACUUCCAUCCAAAGAUGUGUUCUUUAAUAUUUCACAGACUUGAAUAAGACUUUGUUUUAAUGUUUAUGAAUAUGUGUCUUCAGAGGAUGUAUAUUUCUGAUUAAUCAACUGCCGCUUUAGCUACACAGUAAGCUUGUGUUUCGUUUCGUUUUCGUUUUCCUUUUUUUUUUUUUCCUGCUGUAAUGAAUCGAAUGGUUUUUGGCCCCUUUUUUUCAUAUAUGUCCAUCUCUUGUGUAUAAAGAAGUUCAAAAAAUUAUUUGAAUUGAAAUUGGAAAGUAUUUUCUUGCUAUUUAUGCGUAUUUAAAAUGAAUGAGCCUUGGCUAUAUUUUGCAAAUCUGUUUUAUAAAGACACUAAAUGUUGAA
Mugil cephalus (flathead mullet) is the source of this 4705-nucleotide messenger RNA. RefSeq names its product zinc finger and BTB domain-containing protein 7C. Bases 1581 to 3614 code for a protein of 677 amino acids. Gene Ontology annotation, molecular function: protein binding; RNA polymerase II cis-regulatory region sequence-specific DNA binding; DNA-binding transcription factor activity, RNA polymerase II-specific. Gene Ontology annotation, biological process: regulation of transcription by RNA polymerase II. The record is from RefSeq and is a predicted model, not a curated record. Lineage: Eukaryota; Metazoa; Chordata; Actinopteri; Mugiliformes; Mugilidae. The transcript is spliced from 4 exons.